CAGCUGCCGUGGAACGUCUUCUCUUCCUCCCCUCCCAGCAGCGCGCGGCAGCACCAACGGCUCCCACUCCGUCUCUAUUCCCGGAGAGACCGCCUCCAUUUUAACACCGAAGCCCGGCGGAGGUGUAAGCGGCUCGCAACGGACUCAGCGGCCGGCGGAGGGACACGUAGCUGCGGGCGGUGGGGUUCUCUUACCCCCUGUGUGUGUGGCUCGCUCUUAUCUAACUCAUCGCGCCUGAAUCAGCCCUUUUUUUUUCUGGGAUGGCGUCGCUGCGACAGGACGCAGCCCGACCGUUCGUGGAUUUGUGAGGAUUUUACGGCGAAAUAUCUUGAAUCAGCGGCGGAGAGGAGGAAGGAAGAGGAGCGGCUUCUGGUGGUCAGGUUCUCAGCGAGGAUGCGGCAGUGAGCAUGCUCAGAGCGCUGAUCGUUACCAUGGCGGUAUUCGGCGGCGGCGGCGGCCAGGCGUGCAGCGGCCAGGACAACUGCUCGGUCAACAACGAGUCCAAGGACUACUGCUACUCGGCUCGCAUCCGCAGCACGGUGCUGCAGGGGCUGCCGUUUGGCGGCGUGCCCACCGUGCUCGCCCUCGACUUCAUGUGCUUCCUGGUGCUGCUCUUCGUCUUCUCCAUUCUGCGUAAGGUGGCGUGGGACUACGGCCGCCUGGCGCUGGUCACCGACGCUGACAGCGUGAGACGAGACACAGAUAACUAUGAGGCGGUAACAGGCAACAGCGUUGCCUCGGCGAUGCACUCGGAGACGCCCGACCGCUACGAACGUCUCACGUCCGUCUCCUCGUCCGUCGACUUCGACCAGAGAGACAACGGUUUCUGCUCGUGGCUGACGGCCAUCUUCAGAAUAAAGGAUGAAGAGAUCCGGGAGAAGUGUGGCGAGGAUGCUGUCCACUACCUGUCCUUCCAGCGCCACAUCAUCGGCCUGCUGGUCGUGGUCGGCGUCCUCUCCGUCGGCAUCGUCCUGCCCGUCAACUUCUCCGGAGACCUGCUGGUCAGAUAUAUCAGUAAGGAAGCUUUCCUAAGCCAAGGAGUCCCCAGACCUCCUUCUAAAGAAGAAAACAACGCCUACAGCUUCGGACGCACCACGAUAGCCAACCUGAAGUCUGGGACCAAUCUGUUGUGGCUGCACACUACGUUUGCCUUCAUGUACCUGCUGCUGACCGUCUACAGCAUGAGGAGACACACGUCCAAGAUGCACUACAAGGAGGACGACCUGGUGAAGAGAACUCUGUUCAUUAACGGCAUCUCUAAAUACGCCGAGGAGAGUCAGAUCAAACAGCACUUUGAACAGGCGUACGAGAACUGCACGGUGCUGGAGGCUCGGAUCUGCUACAACGUGGCCAGACUGAUGUCUCUGAACGCAGAGAGGAAGAAGACGGAGCGCAGUAAGAAGUUCUUCACCGACCUGAUGGCCAAGGAACACGUUCCCACGAUGAUCAACCCCAAACCCUGCGGACACCUCUGCUGCUGCGCCAUCACCGGCUGCGAGGAGGAGGAGGCGGUCAGCUACUACACCAAGAGAGAAGCCAAGCUGAAGGAGGAGUACCGCAAGGAGAAGGAGAAGGUCCACACCAAGCCGCUGGGCAUGGCCUUCGUCACCUUCCAGAACGAGUCCAUGACCGCCAUUAUUUUGAAGGACUUUAACGCGUGCCAGGUUCAGGGCUGUCGCUGUCAACAGGAGCCACAGUCGUCUCAGUUCAGCGAGGUUCUUCAUGUCCACAACUGGAGCGUUUCGUACGCGCCCGACCCGCAGAACGUCCGCUGGGAGCACCUGUCGCUGGGCGGGAUCUCCUGGUGGAUCCGCUGCUUCAUCAUCAACGUCAUCCUCUUCCUGCUGCUCUUCUUCCUCACGACGCCCGCCAUCAUCAUCUCCACCAUGGACAAGUUCAACGUCACCAAGCCCGUCGAGUAUCUUAACAACCCGAUCGUGACUCAGUUCUUCCCCACUCUGCUGCUCUGGGCUUUCUCUGCUCUGCUGCCCACCAUCGUCUACUACUCCGCCUUCUUCGAGGCUCACUGGACCAGGUCUGGAGAAAACAGGACGACCAUGCAUAAAUGCUACACCUUCCUGAUCUUCAUGGUUCUGCUGCUGCCGUCUCUCGGCCUCAGCAGCCUGGAUGUUUUCUUCCGCUGGCUCUUCGAUAAGAAGUUCCUCGCUGAUGCCACAGUCAGAUUUGAGUGCGUCUUCCUGCCAGACAACGGAGCAUUCUUCGUGAACUACGUGAUCGCCUCGGCGUUCAUCGGGAACGCCAUGGACCUGCUGCGGAUCCCCGGCCUGCUGAUGUACAUGAUCCGGCUGUGCCUGGCGCGCUCGGCCGCCGACCGCCGCAACGUCAAGAGGCACCAGGCCUACGAGUUCCAGUUCGGAGCGGCGUACGCCUGGAUGAUGAACGUCUUCACCGUAGUGAUGGCCUACAGCAUCACCUGCCCCAUCAUAGUACCCUUCGGUCUGAUGUACAUGCUGCUCAAACACCUGGUGGACCGGUACAACAUGUACUACGCCUACCUGCCCUCCAAACUGGACAAGAAGAUCCACUCGGCAGCUGUGACCCAGGUGGUGGCGGCUCCCAUCCUCUGCCUCUUCUGGCUGCUCUUCUUUUCCACCGUACGCACAGGUUUCGAGACGCCGACCUCCAUGUUCACUCUGGUGGUGCUGAUCGUCACCAUCGUGGUCUGUCUGUCUCACGUCUGCUUCGGACACUUCAAGUACCUCAGCGCCCACAACUACAAGGUACACACACUGAUCGACACCAAGGAGACCGACGUGGACGCUGUGGAGAACGGACGUCCCGUUCGUCCCUCCUCCUCCCCCACCAUCAAAUCUCAGCUCCAGCAGCAGCAGCAGCAGCAGCAGCAGAUGUACAUCGCCCAGGUUCUCCAGGACCCAAACUUAGACGAGCCGGGCGGGGGCAGCGGCGAGGAGGACCGCGGCUCGUCCCAGGACGAGGAGAUGCUCAACGGGAGGAACAGCAUCAACGAGGCGGAUUUUCAGUCAGGGGAGGACAGUCUGAUUGCCAACGAGGUCCACCAGUAGCUGGGGGUGGAGCCAGAGGGAGGGGGCGGAGCUAGCAGCUAGAGAACCAAGCUGAGCACACGCAGACAGACUGAGUGACGCCGUUUAGCUCCACGCCCUCCCAGCUCGAAGACUUGACCCUGGCUGGCUCGCCAAC
Molecule: messenger RNA, 3180 nt
Organism: Sander lucioperca (pikeperch)
Lineage: Eukaryota; Metazoa; Chordata; Actinopteri; Perciformes; Percidae
Product: CSC1-like protein 2
Exons: 25
Coding region: 408-3044 (878 amino acids)
Cellular component (GO): plasma membrane
Molecular function (GO): calcium-activated cation channel activity; nucleic acid binding
Source: RefSeq, a predicted model, not a curated record